UAUGUGUGUGUGUGUCUGGUGCCAUAAUGCUAUUCAGACUUUGAUCUUAGGGAAGUUGGAGUUAAAGUCAAAGAAUUUCUCAGUUGGUCUCAGUGUUUUGUUGGUAAUUGUCCAGAACUACAGACAGAAGUGUGCCAGAGCCGAGUGGAGAACUGCUACCCUAAAAGGGCUGACAAUAAUGUUAGCAUCCAGCUCAGUGCUUGGUGUGGCACUGUUGCUCCUCCACCUCUGGGGGACACAUUCUUUCCCCACCUCUGCCUGUCCUGUCCCCUGCCUAUGCCAGCACGGUCCUCUCCUGAACUGCUCUUCUUUGGGUCUGACUGAGAUUCCCACACGCAUCCCAGCAACUGCGGUUUCCUUGAACAUAUCCAAUAAUGCCCUGCGUUCUCUGGCUCCUCUCAGCUUUGGUCAUGUACAAUUUAAAGGGCUUCUGCACCUUUGUGUAGGAAGUAAUGCUCUGGAGAGCCUGUCUCUGAUUUUGAAGGACCGGUCAGGCACUAGGACCCUGUCAAGUGGAGAACAGGAAUGCACCUCCUGGGCACCUGACCUUCAGUUGCUGUCUGCUGAAAGAAACCAUCUAAAACAUCUACCAAAGGGGCUAGGCUGUAUGAAGUCUCUGCAGUUUCUUCAGCUGUCUUAUAACCAGAUAUCUAAGAUAGGUCUUACCGACCUGGACAACUGCAUUGAUUUGAAAGAGCUACAUCUCCAGCAUAACAGCAUCAUAAGCAUUCACCCACAUGCUUUUAUAGACCUUAAACAGCUGCAGGUCCUUGAUCUGAGCUAUAACAUGCUGGUCACCAUUCCUGUUCCUGCCUACCAGUCCCUGCGAAAACUCAACACCUUGGUCGAUGUCUCCUUCAACAGAUGGAAGUGUGACUGCAACUUGCAGACCUUGAGAAGAUGGAUUAGUUUUGAUUCUGAAAUGGGUGAUAGUUCCUGGCAAGUGGUAUGUGCCUCUCCACCACAUCAUGGUGGAAAA
This is a messenger RNA of Sinocyclocheilus anshuiensis, 979 nucleotides long. RefSeq names its product leucine-rich repeat-containing protein 66-like. The record is from RefSeq and is a predicted model, not a curated record. Gene Ontology annotation, cellular component: plasma membrane. NCBI's taxonomy places the organism in Eukaryota, Metazoa, Chordata, Actinopteri, Cypriniformes, Cyprinidae. The transcript has 4 exons. Gene Ontology annotation, molecular function: protein binding. The annotation marks the transcript as partial.